Molecule: messenger RNA, 3060 nt
Organism: Stylophora pistillata
Lineage: Eukaryota; Metazoa; Cnidaria; Anthozoa; Scleractinia; Pocilloporidae
Product: fatty acid desaturase 6
Biological process (GO): lipid metabolic process
Cellular component (GO): membrane
Molecular function (GO): oxidoreductase activity, acting on paired donors, with oxidation of a pair of donors resulting in the reduction of molecular oxygen to two molecules of water
Source: RefSeq, a predicted model, not a curated record
CUCCUGGGAAAUCUUUACCGGACGAAAGCUUCCACUUUGGACAUCACCGGAUAGGGUAUGCAAGGUUUUCUCCAGGGACGCAAAGAAAUCAUCUCUCCAUUAUAAAUAGUCAGAUUGGCAAGAGCCAUGGCACCAUAUGAAAAGAAUGAUUUGGUUGAAGAAUUUUUUAUGGAGGCUGACAAGAAAGAUGACAACAUGUCACAGAACAGGCCGUCCAUGAACCAACUGAACUUACUUGUCAAAGAUAUUGUCUCACAAACUUCUUGGUGGGACCUCUAUGGCAUUGACUUAACAAUGAUGUUCGCAAAUUUUGCAUUUCUUCCUGUUAGUCUUUUGCUUCUUGGAUCUGGCAGCAUACCUUUGUUUGCCACUGGCUAUCUUCUGUUCUCAUACAUCCAUGCCACAUUUACAGUGAAGCUGGCCCAUGCAGCUAUACACAAUGCCUUGGCAGGCUCAUCCCAUUUCUUCAACCGCCUCCUUGCUGUCUUUUUCAUUGAGAUCUGGGGAGGUUUUACAGAACAAGGCAGCUUUGAAGCUCAUAUUCAGUUACAUCACCCUUACACAAAUGUGAUUGGUUUGGGUGAUUCUAGUUCAUGGCGGGCACCAUUCUUGGGCCGUUUUACAUACCUAUUCAUUGCUCCACUGUCCAUGCCACUCUUCAACACAGCAAUAGGCAUAACCUUGCUUGCUGGACGCUGGUACUCAAUUGCAAGGUUUCUCUGCACUGCAACAGCUGGCUACAUUAUGCACUUCUGCUUGUUCCAGUAUGUGGCUGGAUUGUCCCUCUUUGGUACCAUCCUUUGCAUGAUCACCACUCGUUCAGUAUUUGCCAUUCCAUACAUCCAUGUAAAUAUUUUCCAGCACAUUGGCUUGCCCAUGUAUGAUGUAAAGAAACGCCCAAGACGCCUCUACCAAUUAGCCUCCGCAGCCCUCAAUCUUCCCAGAAAUCCACUUCUGGAUUACUCCUUUGGCCAUUCCAUCAUCAGCUGCCAUGUGGAACACCAUUUAUUUCCACGUCUGUCUGAUAACAUGUGCCUGAAGAUCAAACCUGUUGUGUCCAGCUACCUUAAGAAUAAUGGCUUUCCAUACAAUGAAGCCACUUAUAUGAAUCAACUGUUCAAAUUUUACAAAGAAUAUGAUGAGCUAAUGGUGAAAGCUCCACCAAUUACAGAACUGAUUGGCAUACAGUAAAAAUCUCCCUAAUGGAGCACUAAACUAUUUAAAGGAGAAUCUAAAUUAAUCAGAAGUAGACAGGUUUUAUUACAAUACUGUACAAUUCGGUAGUUUUGAAGGCCCGGAAGGCCUUCUAUUUCCAGGGAGCUCCCAACUCCCCACUGAAAUUUUGAAAUUCUAGACUCCUUUUUGCAGUUAGCUUUUUCCUGCAUUUUGAGGGUUUUUUCCCCAAUUGAAAAUAAUUUAAAGUAUUUGUUUUACCAUUACUCAAAUGCAUCUUUAGUCUUCAACCAAAUAUCAAUGAAAUGAUUUAUCAUUGUUAAUUAUUAACUAAAAUAAUCAAGUUUCAUGGGAAGUUUGAAUAGCACUAUACCUUAUCAACUUUCUUAACCAGGAUCAUUACUUUUAGAACUUUUCUUUCAGUAAUUGUUAACUGUAAUAACAGUACUAUAGAUACAAACUGAGGUGCAUUGAGUAACUUCUAAUGAUUAUUCAUAGCCCAGAGUGUAUCCCUAGAUGGAGGAUCUCGAUACAUUUCCUGCAAAAUACAGUGUAAUUAAGAAGGCCGAGCUCCAUCAGAGUCUGACUGCUAAAGGCUACAGGAAACUAACUUUUAUCUUAUGGUGACUUGUUUAACUUUGCUUUUAUGAAAGUUUUUAAAAGCUGAGCACCCUAACUUUUUGAGACAAGAGCCUUAUUGGAAGCAAGGGAGCUUAUAGUUGUGGCAUUAAGUACUGAACUUUAUGUAUAUUUCUACUAUUGUAAUAAUUAUUUAUAAAUCACCGGCAAACAACUAGGGCAACUAGUUGUACUGUUUUUAAGAUUUCUACAUGGUGAUUUUUUUUUAUCAUUUUCAAUUAAUGUUAAUUAUUGAUCAGAUACAGAGUUCAAAAUAUGCAAAUUUUCCAAGAUACCAGUAAAGGUUUUUGUGAUUCUUAGGACACAUUGAAUUGACAUCCAAAUGUUUGUUUGAAAAUUCAGUUUUUUAAAGGAAGUCUCCUUUUUUUUCUUUUGCAAAUUAAACAUUCAGGGGUGGUAAAUGUUUUAGCGACAAAGUUAAUAUUUGUGUACUAUUUUUGUGUUUUAGAUGAAAUUGUAAUAAUUUAAAAAAUGGAAUCCUUUUCUGGGCAUAAAAAAAAAAAUAAAGAUUGUGGAUAGAAAUCAUGUUGUAUUUGAAUUAAAUCCUUUCUCUUGUGUAAAAAAAAAACUAGUUAUUAAGAGCAAUCUUCUUUUAAGAGCUGAGAGUGAUCUAGGAUUGCAAACUUAACCCUCUAACUCCCAUGGGUGACCAAGACAGAUUUUCUCCUUACAUUAUUCUUACAACAUCAAGCAGAAAAGUGAUGAGAAUAAAUAAAAUAUCAAUUAGAGGAUUAUUAGUUGAUCCAAUACCAAAUUCUCCAAUUUGCUAAACAAGAACUGUAGAGCAGACAGUAAGGAGAGUUACUAAAUGGAUCUUGGGAGUGACAGAUUGAAGAUUUUGCUCCAAUAAGCUUUAUGAUUGGUCACAAAACCUGUUCCACCCUCUAAACCAGUCAGGUGGUAGACAUGGAGGCUAAUGGCAAGUGUGGUUUGAGACCCUCCUGAGUCACUGCCUUGUGUUCUUGGUUAAAACACUCUACUCAAACAGUGCCCCUUUCCACAGGAGUAUAAAUGGCCACCACCAAAUUGUCAUCAGGGAAGCCUGAUGAAACCUUUCAGUGGAAAGGCAUCUCUUCCCAAGAGGAGUAGUAAACUCCUAGUUGCAUGCUAUCGAAACUUGGAUCGAGUACAGAACUGAGACCUAACCUCAACAGAUGAAAAACUAAAUGUAGUCCUGAACUAAUUACCCAAACACAUGAUUUCCCACAUGUAAAGUUGAUUACAUGUUUUUACACUUCCAAUUUCUCU